Molecule: messenger RNA, 2106 nt
Organism: Grosmannia clavigera kw1407
Lineage: Eukaryota; Fungi; Ascomycota; Sordariomycetes; Ophiostomatales; Ophiostomataceae
Product: molybdenum cofactor biosynthesis protein
Exons: 2
Coding region: 1-2106 (701 amino acids)
Biological process (GO): Mo-molybdopterin cofactor biosynthetic process; molybdenum incorporation into molybdenum-molybdopterin complex
Cellular component (GO): cytoplasm; cytosol
Molecular function (GO): molybdopterin molybdotransferase activity
Source: RefSeq, a predicted model, not a curated record
AUGGCGUUUCGGGCGGCCAUUCUGGUCGUCUCAACGACGGCAUCCAAGGACCCGUCGACGGACGCCGCGGACGCCACUCUGCGCGGCGUCUUUGACGUCGACGGCGAGGGCAAGUGGGACGUCAUUGAGACGAAGAUUGUGAGCGACAACGAGGACGACAUCCGCCGGGAGGUAUUGCGUUGGACCGAUAGCCCUGAAGAUAGCUCCGAUACCCCUCUGGUCCACCUCGUGGUGACCACUGGCGGGACGGGCUUUUCGAUAUCUGACGUCACGCCAGAGGCAGUGACCAGCCUGAUCGAGAAGCCAGCGCCAGGGCUCGUGCACGGCAUGUUGGCAGCUUCGCUGAAGGUCACGCCGUUUGCCGUCAUGGCACGACUGGUGGCCGGUGUGCGGAAGCACUGUCUAAUCGUGACCCUGCCAGGGUCGCCUAAGGGCGCCAAAGAGAACCUGCAGGCCAUCAUCAAGAUGUUGCCACAUGCGUGCAUGCUGGCGUCUGGGAUGGACUCUCGUGCUCUGCAUGCCGGCAGAGCGAAGAAGCUGGAGCAGAAGGCCGGCAGCACAGCAGUCCCUGUGGCCGGUCAAAAGCAAAACUACAGUCACAACCAUGAGCAUGAUCAUGGACACGGACACGGGCACAAUCACGGGCACGACCACGGACACGGACACGGACACGGACACGGACACGGGCUCGUUCGACAUGGGCAGCCACCGGCGAACCCGCUGUCCAACGAUCCGUCGCUGGGUCCGUCGCGGCGAUCCCGGGCGUCGCCAUAUCCGAUGAUCAGCGUGGAGGAGGCACUGGAACGCAUUGAGCAGCACACCCCGGAGCCGGUGGAGGGCACGCAACCAGUGGACGAGGAGCUAGUAGGAUAUGUGCUGGCAGAGGACGUGUACGCAGCAGAGGACGUGCCAGCGUUCCGAGCGAGCAUUGUGGACGGCUAUGCGUUGGUAGUACCGGAAGACGACAAGGGCAGCGACGUGUCGGGCAUCUUCCCGGUGGUGGCGGUGUCGCACGCAGCGCCAGAGGAGGCCAAGACGCUGCGGACGGGCGAGAUUGCACGGAUCACGACGGGAGCACCGCUGCCAGCAGGGGCGAGCGCGGUGGUAAUGGUGGAGAGCACUUUGCUGCACUCGACACGAGAGGUGGAUGGUAGAGAGGAGGAACAGACGAUUGAGAUCCGGGCGACGGGAGUGCGAGCGGGCGACAACGUGCGAGAGGUGGGCAGCGACAUGAGCAAGGGGGCGCUGCUACUGAGACGCGGCGAACGAAUCACGGCAGUGGGCGGCGAGAUCGGGCUGUUGUCAUCGGUGGGCGUGCAGGAAGUCCGGGUAUGGCGACGGCCGGUGAUCGGAGUGCUGUCGACGGGCAACGAGAUCGUGGCGGCCAGCCGAAAGGGCCCGCUGAGGCUGGGCGAAGUGCGCGACACAAACCGACCGACGCUGCUGGUGGCAGCACGUAACUGGGGCUUCGAGACGGUGGACCUGGGGAUCGUGCAGGACCAGCCCCAGACGCUGGAGCAGCGGCUGCGCGACGGGCUCCGGUCAGCGGACGUGGUGAUUACGACGGGCGGUGUGUCGAUGGGCGAGCUGGACCUGUUGAAGCCGACGAUCGAACGGGCGUUGGGCGGCACAAUUCAUUUUGGGCGCGUGUCGAUGAAGCCGGGCAAGCCGACGACAUUUGCGACAGUCACGAUCAAGGAGGAUGGCGAGGCAGCUGGAGGUAGCAGCCGGCGAGUGGUCCGACCCAUCUUCUCGCUGCCCGGAAACCCAGCCUCAGCCUUGGUGACGUUCCACCUGUUUGUGCUGCCAGCCCUGCGCAAGAUGGCCGGCGAGCAGCCGCGAGGACUGCCGCGUGUUUCGGUGGUGCUGGCCGACGACUUUGCGCUCGACCAGGAGCGUCCCGAGUACCAUCGCGCCGUUGUCAGCACUACGGCUGAUGGCACGUUGACGGCCACCAGCACUGGUGGCCAGCGCAGCUCAAAGGUCAGCAGCAUGCGCAGUGCCAACGCGCUGCUCUGCAUGCCGGCUGGGGCCGAGCCGCUGCGGAAAGGCGCCCGCGUGCAUGCCCUCCUCAUGGGCAACGUGCGCAGUACUGCGAACAGCUAG